This is a messenger RNA of Fukomys damarensis (Damara mole-rat), 1389 nucleotides long. RefSeq names its product nucleolar protein interacting with the FHA domain of MKI67 (gene Nifk). The transcript is spliced from 6 exons. Bases 98 to 1009 code for a protein of 303 amino acids. The record is from RefSeq and is a predicted model, not a curated record. NCBI's taxonomy places the organism in Eukaryota, Metazoa, Chordata, Mammalia, Rodentia, Bathyergidae. Gene Ontology annotation, cellular component: nucleolus. Gene Ontology annotation, molecular function: RNA binding. Gene Ontology annotation, biological process: maturation of LSU-rRNA from tricistronic rRNA transcript (SSU-rRNA, 5.8S rRNA, LSU-rRNA).
ACACCGCUCUCCCGCCUCUGCUUCCGCUUCCUAGAAGCCCGGAGCGCGAGCAUUUCCGGGAGCGCCGCGUGGAGCUGAGUGCUGGGUUCCUCUCAGCAUGGCGGUGUCUUCUGGUCCCGCGGCUCCAAUUCUGUCUCUGAAUCCAGAGGAAGAUGCCGAGUUUCAGAAGGAGGUGGCGCAGGUUCGGCGUCGCGUGACCCAGCAAAAUAAGCCAGAACGGGAAAAGCAAGAAGAACUUACACGUGGAGUAAUUUUUGUGGGUCACCUACCUGCAGUACUUUUUGAAUCCCAAAUCAAAGCGUAUUUCUCUCAAUUUGGCAACAUUACAAGAUUCAGAUUGUCCAGAAGCAAAAGGACUGGAAAUAGCAGGGGCUAUGCCUUUGUGGAGUUCGCGUCUGAGGAUGUUGCCAAGAUAGUGGCCGACACAAUGAACAACUAUCUCUUCGGUGAAAGUCUCCUGGUCUGUCAUUUUAUGCCACCUGAAAAGGUACAUAAAGAUCUUUUUAAAGGCUGGCAAGUUCCAUUUCAUCAUCCAAUAUACCCAGCAGUGAAACGUUAUAAUCAUAAGCGGACACUUCUACAAAAGUUGCGGAUGGAAGAUCGAUUUAAAAGGAAAGAAAAAUUAUUAAGGAAGAAAUUAAUUGCAAAAGGAAUUGAUUAUGACUUUCCUUCAUUGGUUUCAUCUACUAAGAAAAAAGAGGUUCCAGACAAAAAAGAGACUUCCGCAAAAAAGAAAAAGGCUUCAGCCAUACCUAAGAAGAAGAGGAAAAGGGUUUCAAAAGGCUCUCUUGUCACCCCUGAUAAGACUGGGGAUAGCCAGAGCACCACACCAGUUUGUACACCAACAUUUUUGGAGAAACGAAAAUCUGAAGUGGCUGGAAUGAACGAUGAUAAAGAUGAUGAAAUUGUCUUCAAACAGCCUGUAUCCAGUGUAAAGCAAACACCAGAGACUCCCACACCAAUUCGUUCAGGGAAGAAAAAACAAAAGCGAAGAAAAAGCACGCAGUGAUUCUGAAUGUAUUGUGUGCAGCAUAUUACAAGAAAUUUUGAUUUGUUGUUGUAAGGGCUGACUACUAUAUCACACUAUUUAACAACCAAAUCAACCAUUAACAAGACAUUCAGGAGAAAAACAUACUGGCUCCAGGUCGAGAAGGAAAGCAGUGAGUAUUUUUGGCUCAUCUGCCCUUGCUGAGAUCCGGGGUACAUCGAAGCCUUCAGUGGGUGGGCUCACAGUGCCUUUGUCCUGGUCUCCUACUUUUAUGUUGAGAAUUCUUUUUAGCUCCUCUUAGUUUAUCCUCCCUAAAUGUCACUGUUAACUGCAAGUUGAAGUACUGAAGUGUUGUGUCCUUUUGCCACCAGCAAAUAAAGUUUACCAGUCUUGCUUGACCA